AGGUUCAUGCAGUCGUCAUAUUCAUUCGCCGUUCGCGAGAAUCAGCCGACACAUACGGAGGUAGGCGCGGUGUCGGCCAUUGAUUCUGACAGUGGUGCUUUUGGGGAUGUAACAUACUCCAUUGUAGAAUUGUUCAAAAAAUCAUCUCCAUCUCAAAGCAAUGAUGACUUAUUUGGAAUCGAUCCCAAAACAGGUUCGAUUUUUACCGUUCGUCAUUUAGACCGGGAAGAACAAGCGAUGCAUCACUUGAAAAUAAUUGCCAGCGAUGGCGGAGAACCUUCCCGAUCCGGUUUUUGCUACGUCACAAUACACGUAGCCGACGAAAACGACAAUGCUCCGAUAUUUGAA
This is a messenger RNA of Helobdella robusta, 348 nucleotides long. RefSeq lists its product as hypothetical. Gene Ontology annotation, molecular function: calcium ion binding. The record is from RefSeq and is a predicted model, not a curated record. The annotation marks the transcript as partial. Gene Ontology annotation, cellular component: plasma membrane. Gene Ontology annotation, biological process: homophilic cell-cell adhesion. NCBI's taxonomy places the organism in Eukaryota, Metazoa, Annelida, Clitellata, Rhynchobdellida, Glossiphoniidae. The transcript is spliced from 2 exons.